Molecule: messenger RNA, 351 nt
Organism: Neomonachus schauinslandi (Hawaiian monk seal)
Lineage: Eukaryota; Metazoa; Chordata; Mammalia; Carnivora; Phocidae
Product: ATP synthase-coupling factor 6, mitochondrial-like
Exons: 2
Coding region: 1-351 (116 amino acids)
Biological process (GO): proton motive force-driven ATP synthesis
Molecular function (GO): proton transmembrane transporter activity
Source: RefSeq, a predicted model, not a curated record
AUGCAUUGUGAUGGUGGAGUCAGCAUGAUUCUUCAGAGGCUCUUCAAGUUCUCCUCUCUCAUUAGGUCUGCAGUCUCAGUUCAUUUGAGGAGCAACAUUGGUGUUACUGCAGUGGCAUUUAAUAGGGAACUUGAUCCCGUACAGAAACUCUUCAUGGACAAGAGUAGAGAAUACAGAACUAAGCUACAGGCAUCUGGAGGACCUGCUGAUACUGGCCCAGAGCACCAGCAAGACCUAGAGAGGGAGCUUUUGAAGCUUAAGCAAAUGUAUGGUAAAGCAGACAUGAAUACGUUCCUGGACUUCACAUUUGAAGUUCCUAAAUUUGAAGUCAUCAAGAAGCGCCAGUCCUGA